This is a messenger RNA of Dictyostelium purpureum, 603 nucleotides long. RefSeq lists its product as uncharacterized. The coding region runs from base 1 to 603 and encodes 200 amino acids. Lineage: Eukaryota; Evosea; Eumycetozoa; Dictyosteliales; Dictyosteliaceae. The record is from RefSeq and is a predicted model, not a curated record. The transcript has a single exon.
AUGGUAAAAGAAGCUUUCUUAGCUGCUGUUCCAAAUAAGAAAAUUGUUUUUGUAGCUGCUGAUGAAAAAUUACCAUCAUACUGGCAAUAUUCAUUCGCUGAUGGAAACUGUGUCGUCUCAUUCCGUCCAAAAAUCUGCAACACUAAUGAUGUAUUUACUGCUAAAUUAGAAACUCUUCUUCCAUCACAAGGCACCUACUCUUUAAUGACUCGUUUGAAUAUUAAAGAAAACCAAGCUAAAAUGGAUGCCAAUUUAGCAGCUGUUAAAAAAGCUAUGAAAUCAGAUGCUGAUUGGACCAUUGAUCAAUCAUCAUUAGAAGCCGUUUAUCCACAUGUUGCUGAUGAUUUAAAAAAUAGUUUUGGUCAUAUUUUUGCAGGUGUUGUCGAAAAAGUUGCAGCCAAUCUCGCUAAACGUUGUGCUGAUGAAAUGGUAUUAGAAGCUGUACAAGAAGCCACCUCAAAUCGUACUAUUGUUAUUAAGCACAAUGCUACUCAAAAUGGAUAUUGGUUAUGGUCAUUUGAAUCCGGUAAUUUAGUUAUUUCAUUCAAAUCAAUUACCAAUACCAAUGAUGUUCAAACUUUCGAUUUCAUUAAAUUAUUAUAA